AAAUUAUGGCUGAUAAAUGAUUAUUGUUUCUAUCUUCAAUCUUACUUUUGGUGUGACAAACAAAAUCAUAUGUAUUAAAUCGUCAAUUUCUGGAAUGUAAAGUCUAUUCUCGUGUAUCCCACAUUGUUCCAGUCAAAUACUCUGAUUAAAACUGAGACAAAAUGAAACGUGUUAUCAUCUUUAGAAAUGGUACCAAAUUUGAUGGAAAGGUUAUACUAGUCACGCAUUCAUUGGAAGAUUUAUUAAAGGAUGCUUCCAUCAAGCUCAACAUUUCAGCGAAAAAAAUAUUCACACCACAGGGUGGAGAGAUAGAUGAUAUUAAAUUAAUUCGGGAUGAUGAUAUACUCUAUGUUUCCAGUGGUGAGCCUUUUUUACCGGUGUCUGACCAAUCAUUGAUGACUCCUACUCAUCAACAAUAUCAGAGAAACAGAGGAGUCAAUUGUCCAUCUACACCUUUACUCUUACCUUUACCAUCAACCUCAGGAUCACAUUCAGCCUCAUCUGAAUGGAUUAGCCUUAAUGUUGGUGGAAAAAUUUUCUGUACAACAAAGCAAACUCUCAUCAGCAAAGAACCUAACUCAAUGCUGUCUAGAAUGUUUUCCAAUGAUACUUCAUUGAUACAACCCAGUCCCCGUGAUUCUACCGGUGCUUAUCUAAUAGAUCGAAGUCCUAUCUACUUUGAACCAAUACUUGGAUAUCUAAGACAUGGUCAAUUAAUCUUGGAUAAAAAUGUAAACCCUCAGGGUAUUUUAGAAGAGGCCAAAUUUUAUGGUAUUGCUUCUUUGAUACCCAUUUUAGAAGCUAUGGUUGCCUCUGAAGAUGAUCCAGCGCCUGAUGUGAAUAGUCUCCCCUUAACUCGUAGAGAUGUCAUCAAUGCAUUAAUAAGUACUUCUUUUAAUUCUGAAUUGAGAUUUCAGGGGGUUAACUUAGCUGGUGCUGAUCUAUCUAAAUUGGAUUUAAGGCACAUUAAUUUCAAAUUUGCAAAUCUUCGUGGAGCAGGUCUUCAAGGAGCCAAUUUAAGUUAUUGCUGCCUUGAGAGAUGUGAUCUUUCUGCUAGCAACAUGGAAGGAGUAAUACUUUUCGGUGUGAAAAUGGUGUGUGCCAAUUUAGAAAGAGCCAGUUUAAGAGCCGCUCACAUGGAAGAUCCGCUUGGUAAGCGAACAAACAUGGAAGGUGUCAAUUUGAAGGGAGCAAUUCUAGAAGGAAGUUCAAUGGCUGGAGUUAAUUUAAGGGUGGCUACCUUGAAGAACGCUAACUUGAAAAAUUGUGACCUACGAGGUGCAUGUCUUGCAGGCGCUGAUUUAGAAAAUUGUGACCUUAGCUGCUCCGACUUGCACGAAGCCAAUUUACGUGGUGCCAAUUUGAAAGGAGCAGCUUUCGAACUUAUGCCAACUGCUCUACAUAUGUCGCAAACGUUAUGUAAUUGAAAAUUCAUUUUCGUGCUUGGCUAUUGAAGAUGGAGCAAAAUAACUUAAAGCAUUUGGAACAAUUUUAAAAAAUUCGUUUUCACCAUAUUUACUUGAAAUAUUAUUGGUGAAUUACAAGGAACGAAUAUAACUUUAUUUUGUUGAUCAGAAACUUUUUCGUUUUGUUUCCGUUAGUUUAUUUACUUUGUUUCAUAUUUGCAGUAGAAACUUCAAAUAAGUAUAAAGUCCUUUCUCGACUCGGAUAUUUGUUUGGACAAAGCAUGUAUUGUUGAGAUAUGAAAACUUUUGCCUACAACAGAUGAAUCGGAUGCAUGAACAAAAAUUAUGUACACUUAUUAAAAAUUUUAAUUUGUA
Messenger RNA from Tetranychus urticae (two-spotted spider mite), 1781 nucleotides. RefSeq names its product BTB/POZ domain-containing protein KCTD9. Gene Ontology annotation, biological process: protein homooligomerization; intracellular signal transduction. The record is from RefSeq and is a predicted model, not a curated record. Gene Ontology annotation, molecular function: protein binding. NCBI's taxonomy places the organism in Eukaryota, Metazoa, Arthropoda, Arachnida, Trombidiformes, Tetranychidae.